Messenger RNA from Seriola aureovittata, 8685 nucleotides. RefSeq lists its product as uncharacterized. The coding region runs from base 877 to 5901 and encodes 1674 amino acids. The record is from RefSeq and is a predicted model, not a curated record. Lineage: Eukaryota; Metazoa; Chordata; Actinopteri; Carangiformes; Carangidae. The transcript has 5 exons.
GGGUUUGCGUUGGUGUGCUGGUUGGCAGAGAGAGCGCUUGUCAAAAAAACCUUCCUCUGACAGAAGGCAUGAUUCACAGCAGAGAGAGAGAGAGAGAGAGAGAGAGAGAGAGAGAGAGAGGGGAGAGAGAGAGGGAGAGAGAGGGAGACAAGCGACAGAAAAAGAGAAAAACGGCAGAGAUAAAGAGAGAGAGACAGAGAGAAACGACAGGGGCAGAGAUGCCGACAGAUGACGGUAAUCAACAAACGCAGCCAGAAUGAGCGGAGAAACUUUGACUGGAUUCAGUCCUCAAUCCACUGUCCUCUGUCUUUCUGUUGCUCUGUGUCUGACUGACUAAUGCUCAGCUUGAUAAAGACGUAACUGGCUCUUAACAGACAGCCUGAAAAAUAAACAACAAGAACAAAUUCAAUGCAGUCAUGUCGGGAAAGAGUGGGAAAGAAGAUGAGCUAAGAACAGUAACCCUGUGGACAUAAAAACUGGACAUAUUUUGUCUUAACUUUUCAUGUGUUUCUCUGGAAUCUGGAUGGAAUUUUUCUUCAAGUAGGACACAAUUUCCAAAUAUAAUUUGGACAUUAUGUUUUUUACAUCGUCUUUAUGUCAUGGAGAUUUUGACAAGAAGAUUUUCUUAUCGCAAAAUUUUCCUGACCUCUCAUUACAAGAGAAGGAAUAUACUUCAGUACAUUACAGUGAAUGUAACGUUUUUCCAAUUCAUUUAUUUUUCCAUGGCCCUCUCAAAGCCAGCUGCCAUGUGUUCUGAAGGUCACUUUUCAAGCAAUUCUUUUCCAAUUUAGUGAAUUUAACAACUUCACAAUUCGCUCUUCAAACUUCACGCGUGCCUCCCAUCAACCCCUCCCACCAUCAGCCAUCCAACCAAUCAUGGGCAAGCCUCUUAGCCGUCCUGGGUGUUUCAGGAAGAGCUCCUGUUGCCUGGAGAAACAUGGACCUGGGGAUGGGAGAGUGGGAGGGCGAGAUGGGGGAAUGGAAGGGGGAUACGGAGAUGGCUACGUACCCCAGCGAUCCAUUUAUGAUACCAUGUGCAUCAAUCAACAGAUUGACAGCCAUCACCACCACCCUGGAUCGAUACGGCGAGAUGGUGGAGGUGAGGGGAGUUUUAGCUACUCUGCAAGUGGCUCCCUUAGAGUUAGCCGGUCCCCAGCUGACAUGUUCGAUUCGCAACCCCGCUCUUUAACUCCAAACCCCUCAUUUGUGCGACGACUGGAUGAAAGAGCCAUUUAUGAUUCAUUGAAGCUUGGGGCUCAAGAUGCCGAUGGUGGUGGCUGCCACUCACCAGGCCAUUUCAACCGAUCAGUUUCUCCCUCUGUGUCCUCGUUCUCAGCGCCGGGAGUUUCCUCAUCCAAGAAACAUCACCAUCAUCACCACCAUCACCAUGGAGACAGCACAAAGAGCAGAGAUGGACGACAUUCCUGGAAAGUCUUGACACCUCCAAAACACCUGGAGUGUCUGGAGCUUACUACAACUGAAAUGAUGGACCGAGGAGGGGGAUAUCUGAACCCAGGGCACUACCCUCCCCCUGGGGGCCAGUCCUCCUCUCUUACCUCCCCCCUCAUUUCCCCUUUCUCCGGCUCACCUCUUUCUUCAGGUUACCAUACUCCAGUCUUUUUUUCUCCUGCUAAACCUCGCCCCAGUCAGACUCAGAGUUUGCGCUGUUCCCCUCCUCAUGUAAUUCAGCCUAGGCAUUAUUCCCAAACCCAGAGUCUGAGGUUGUCACCACCCCAAGAGCUUAGAAGAUCACCCUACCGUGCCCAGCUGGUCCAACUGUCUGCUCAUGACCUUGAGCAGGACCUGAGGGAUCGAGGAGGAGGAUGGGGCCGCAGUGAGCGAGAAAGGGAGUGGGAGAGGGAGAGAGAAAGGGAGAUGGAGCGAGGGUGGGCCCAGCGAGAGUGGGAAAGAGAGAGAGAGAGGGGGAGGUUGGAGAGAGAAAGGGCAAGAGAAAGAGAGAGGAGGGAUACAUCAACUUUUGGAACCUUUGGCUAUGGUCGACCAGUUCCUCUGCAUUCAGAGAGAGACUCUGUGUUUUUAGAACCCGAACAAGUUUUAGACACAACACCCCUGUUGCUCCCCCAGCCCUCACCUUCACCCUCCCCCAGUGCUGCCCCAAGAAUGGGCACUGGUGCUGUGGGUAGGAAUAGAGCUGGGUCAAAGGUGGGCCCCGAAAGUGGAGGUGGGGGAAUGGUUUCAAAGUUUGACAAUGGGAGUGUCGGUUUGGUGUUAGUUGACAGCAAAUCUGGGUGUGGGCCAAGGUUAGUAAGUGAAGUUUGUGUUGCAAACAUGUCAGAGGCUGAAAUCAGGGCUGGAAUACAAGAACACCACAGAACUGAAAGUUGGAACAAAUAUGACAAAGGAUCCAGGGCUAUCAUUAAAAAUGGGUCUGAAACAAGAAUGGGCUCGCAGGUGAAAACAAGACCAGGGGGACGGGAUUUGGAAGGAAAAGUGCAAUCUGGGGUGGAGAUAGAAAAUAUGGCUCCAGCUGUGAAGGACGGACAUAGGGGAGGGACAAGGAGUGGAGAAAAAACUGGAAGGGGUGUGGCUAAACCAGAACCUAUUGCUGAGGUGAUACAUUCAACUGUGAUUGAGAUUGAGGACAGGGUUGGGCCUAGAGAUAAAGUUGAAAUUAGAGAUGGAUCUGAUCCAGGAAUGAAGCCAGAGCUUAAGGCAGGGAUUGAGGCUAAAGCUAGUUCAAAGCAGAUGGAGAACAGGACUGGAACAGAAGCUGGAGUUGUAGCUGAAGUUAAUAAUGAGGCUGGUUCAGCAGCAGAGUCCAGAGUAGAAUCUAAAGUUGAGACAGAAAUUAACAUUGCUUUUACAUCUGAGCCUGAGGCAGCACUGGAAGCUAAGGUUGAAAAUGAGACCAUAACUCAGAGUAACAGUGAAAUUGGGGUUGUCAGGGAAGCCCAGAAUAGCACCAAGACUACAGAUAAAGCUCAGAGUUUUGGACAUAAAGCAGAAAUAGACCCUGCAGAUCAGGCUGAGAAAAUGCCUUUGGACAUUGAUAGGAUUGAAUCUAGCCAUAUAGAGAAAGGUUCCAGAUCCAAGAAGUCCAAAUCAUCCAAGGCCAGCUCCAGGACUCGACCUGGCACGGCCACAGGGCUGCGACCAGGCGUGGCCAGCCCACAGUUAAGCAGAGCGCUUGGAGACCUUGAGUCACCAGGCCCCUCUGAAGGCAUUGAGUCCACCUGGCCUCGCCGAAUCAUUGUCAGAAAGAGGACAGUUCGGCAGGGAGGGGCACUUCACAACCUCCCUAUUCUACCCCCACUCCCUUCUGUCCUCUCAGCAUUGGAGAAGAGGCGCCCACAUGCACACCUCCACCCCCGGCCAGGCCACUUCUCUGACAAACCGCCAACAGGCAUUAUUAAUGCUACGAGUAUGGUGGGACGAUGCUCACUUAAAGAGCCCUCCAAUCCAGAAACAGCACAGGUGGCCAGUUUAGUGGGCAGGGCUUCCUUGAAAGAGCAGAACUUGGAGCACUGGAGGGUCUGCAGAGAGCAGGAGGAACCCAGGAGUUCCCAGAGCAAGGAGAAACAAGGAGAGCAGAGUAAGGAGAAGACUGAAAGGGAGGAGCAGAACGGUAAGAAAGAGAAGAGAGAGAAGGAAAGGAGAGACGACAAAGACAAAAAGGAUGAAAAAGUGGGUAAGGAGAAAGAGCAGGUUGCUGUCAGUGAGGGGCUGUUAGAAGAAACCAAACAAGAGACGAGACGGGUUGAACAAAAAGUCCAAGUAAAUAUAAACAAAGCUAAGGAAGUGAAAAAGGAGAAAGAUUUAGAAAUAAUAUCUGAAAAGUUGGAGGGUAGAGGUAUGAGGAUUAAGGACAGAAUACAAGAGCAGCAUGAACAAGAGUUGGAGGUAGUGGUAACUAAAUUACAGAAAGAAGAAGGUGAAGUAGAGGGAGGGGUAGGAGGGACACUAGAGGAAGAGGGGAUGGAGAGUUGGGAUGCUGUCCUUGAGAUGGUCAACACAUUGUGGGAUGAUGGUUGGGACAAAGGUGGAGCGGGAGGAGGAUGUGAUACUGAUUCCUUCUCAGGCUCCCUGCAGCGUUGGCCUCUCCUCCGGCCCCCGGUUGGCUUUGGGGGAUCCCACCCUCCCUCCUCGGCAGCCUCGGAGCUCAGCCUUACAGAGUUAGAAAGGAGAGCUAGGGAGCUGGACUCUGACCUGGAGCACUUAGACCUGUCUCAGCCUCAUAGGGAUAACCAGGAUUUAUACCAAACACUGCUGGAGCCACAGAGGGAACGAGCUGACAUGUAUCAAACUCAUCCAGGGCCACAGAGAGAGAAAGCUGCUCUCUUGACAGGAGUGGGGAGCAGAUCCCAGGUCAGUUUGGAGCUUAGUGCUAUGGCCUCACCAGCUACAGACACAGACAGACCUCCUGUUGACUGGUCAAACAAAUCUGCUGUGACUUCCACUGUUGGCACAAGCUCUACUAAGGAGGACAGCUCUCCAGACUCCAACUUAACGCUUGAGUCAGACUCCAGUGGCGUCUUCCUCUCAUUAUCCAAUCAGAGCCAGGAGGAAGCUGGCUCUGACAGCGACCAGCCAGUGAGUGGCUCCGACUUAGGCAGCAGCAGCACGUCACUGGAGAAGGACGGGGACGAUGGAGGAUUAAAAGAAUGGGGAAGGGAGGAGAGUGCAGAGCUACAGUGGUGCUACCCGUCCCUCCUUAACACCUCCUUGCAUGAAGACAUAGAAGGAGAUAUCGAAAAAGAGCAAGCAAGACAUGGAAUGAUGGGGGAUGAAGAGAGAGGGAAUGAUGAGAAUGGAAGGAAAGAUGGUAAGAUAGGAGUAUUUUCAAUCAUUAGGUCCACACUCAACCAUUCAGAUAUUGAGGACUCCCCGACUCACAACCCUCAAAAUGAAGCAAGGAAAAAAGUGACCCUCAUGGGAACCGACUCCCCUCUUCCCCUGUCUCCCUCAAAACAAACAGUCAAGCACUUUCUAGAUCCUAAUCAGAAACCAAUCAGAAGCUCAGGACUGGACUGUGGUGACUUAGAUCCCUUUGUCCAAUCGGAUAGCUUUGUUUACCUUGCCGUGUCUGCAAGACCUGCCUCCAGGGGUGAAGUCACCACAGUGACAGAAGUUCCCACCCAUGAUACAAAACAAGACUUGAUGCAAAUAAGACUUGAUGACACAAGACAACAUUUGGAUAGCAUUAAAACACACUUGGACCAGACAAGUCCAGAACAUGAUGCCAAGCCAUCUCACCUUGCCCUACAAAAACCAGAGGAAGGAGAUUUUCUGUGCACGGACAGCUUUGUCUAUCUGGCUGCUCCAGCCUGCCUCCUGCUGGGCCCUGCAGGAACCUCACCCUACAGUGGCAGGGACUCUGACUCAGAGAGUUCAGGCUCUGGCCCUGUUGAUCUCUCAUUGCUGGGUUGUGGCUCAGUGGCGGGAGACAGUGACUGGGACUCAGACCUAUCCGACUCCGAUCCCAGUCGCUCCUCCAGAAUCUCUGCUACUGGAAGCAAAUCUGCGGCUGUUGCACGACCCAAGCGACUGCCUGCUGAGCCUGGUUGGGACUUGUUUGGAGAAACCACUGAACCUGAAGUGCUGAGUGAGCUGUUCACCGAACAGGACAGAAACAACAAUGGCAAAGCAAGAAAGGUUACCGGGGUUACCACCAGCAUGGCAGUGACACCAGGCAUUCCAAUGCCAACUCAGCCUGUUGCUACACCAGUGAGGCAGACGACAACAGUAGAGCAGGUGUCAACAACAAAGAAAGUGACAUGGCAGUUUAAACCAGCCCAGAGGUCAGUGUGCACAGGAAGCAGAAAGGAGAAAGAGAAGGAAGUGGUAAGGUUCACAGAACUGGGCGGAGGCGAGACCCACAGACCCCCACCUUCGUCUUCAUCAUCUUCAUCAUCCUCACCGUCGUCAUCAUCUUCUGGUUGACUUGUGAUCAAAAUGGUUUUUGUUUGACAGUGACGAUGGUUUUUGAAGCUGAAUUGGUUGCAGAAAGGUUGAAAAGAUGUUCAACUUGUUUUGUAGAAACUGAGAGUUUGAACAACUACAGCUUUUUUUGUCUGUAAAUUUUGAAUUCUGCAUCUAGCUGCUGCCAUUGCCUUCUUAUGACCUUAUAAAGGCUGCAUAAAAGACUAAUUACUUGUCGCAUUUUCUUAGAUUAGCCUAUACAAUAUCAUAUAUAAUCAGUUUUAGUUUGAGACAGUAUGAGACUCAGGCUAAACAGAAACCUUCAGGUUGAGAUUUUGUGAAAAUAUGACCAAUGAUUGAACAAUUAGGUAAGAUAUGCACAGUAUCAUUCCGAAUGGGUUUUUAUCAACAGUCAACUUUUGAAACAGAGGAUUGAUUUAUUAGUUACAUAUUAUCUAUCUAAAUAAUACAUAUGAAUAGCUCUGUGUUUUUUUUUUAUUAUUAUUUUAUUCUACUGAAUGUACUGUACAGUAUAUACACAACUAUAAGGAUCCACCCUCAAACAGAAUACACACAUCAGGUAUUCUCAAUAAUUUGGUUAGGUAACCUGUAUUUAAACGUUAUCACAAUAAUUGGAAUUCAGUUACAAUAAAACGUGUUGAAUGUGUUAUGAUUACAGUUUUUAUAGAGAUUACACUUCCUCCCCUAUAUAAAGCCUCAAUUAUACACCUGAUCAUUUAUGUACUUAAAACCUGACUUUUAAAAACUGGCUGAAGUCGAACUUUACAGUGUACAAGGUAUUUUAUAAUCACAUCGAACUCUACAGUGUAUUUAACAGUGUGUUGAUAAUAUAUUUUGAACAUUGAGAUAAUUAUAGAGCAAAAUAUAUAUGUGAUGAAUGUGAAAAGAUGAACAAAUAAUGGAAGGAUUUACGGUAUCACCUUACAUCAUUACACAGUAAUAACAUGGUAAUUCUGGGGUAAUAGUUUGAUAAUAAAGAGGUAACAAUUGAGUAGUAGCAUGUAAUUACCAAAGUAAUAACCAGUUAAUAGCUUGGUAUUAACAAUGGGUAUAUCUGGUUAAUAUUAGACACAAAUUUAUGUAACACAGUGAUAACGGGCCAAAACAAAGAGUAAUAAUGGGGAAACAUAUAAGAUAGCAAAGAUGCAAAACUAUAUAGUAAUAGUAUAGUAGUAUUUUUGGUAACAAUAUACCGGGUAACAAUAAAAUUCUUUUAUCAGUCCAAAAGUGUUUCCAGGUAAACAUAUAUUAUAUUAAACAUGUAUUUUGUUAUGUAAUACCUCAAAAUUAAAGGAAAAGUUUGGAACGCAAGAGAGGAUAAGUUUUAGCAUUGCAAUAUGGUAAUUACCAAUUUUGACUUCCAAGAAUUUUCAUGUGAUUUUGAAGGUAUUACACUGAUAGUAGCCUAUACAAUUGUGAAAACAGCAACCUAUAUUACCUCAUUAUUAUUGGGUUAUAACCCCAUUUAUGUCAUCAUAUUAGCAUAUUUUCAGCCAAAUAUUGCACCGAUAUAAUCAUUUUAUUGUUAGCAGGUUAUUAUAUUGUUACCAAAAUAUUACUAUACCAUUACUAUAUAGGUUUGCCUUGUUAUCUAUAAAUGUGCUUCCCAUUAUUACCCUUUGUUUUUGGCCCCUUUUCACCCUGUUACAUACAUUUUAAUAUUACCCAGAUACACCCAUACCAAGCAAUUCCAAGUUAUUACCUGGCUAUUACUUUGGCAAUUAUAUCACUCAAUUAUUACCUCUUUAUUAUCAAUUAAUUACCCCAGUAUUACCAUAUUAUUACCAAACUGUAAUGUAAAGUGCUACCGGAUUUAGUAAUAACAUUUAAUUUAAAUGUUUUAUUUAUCAAUUAGAUUUGAAAUUGUGAAUGUAAUAAUUGAGCAAUAUGCUUACAGAUUCAUGCUAUACUCUAUGUUUCAUAUGUGGAAAUGUUGCCUGUGUGAUGUGUAUAAUAAUUAAUGAGAUUAAUUUUAUUUAUACAACCAAAUAUUAAUUGUAAAUGCAGUUAUUAAACACAAAUACACUAAUUUAGAGAUUCUAUGUGUAACAUUUUUAAACAUCAAUUUAUCAUUGGGUAACUCGGUACAAUUGCCAUAAACAAUAAGACCAUGGUUGAGAUGACUGAUAGUCUCACACAAGUGUUGUUUUUAGUGCUAGUGUUUCUCAAAAUAAAGACUUCAUCUCCCAUAAUCCCCUUUGCACCAAUUUCUCCUUCUGUGGCAUCUCUGAAGAGGAUAAACAUGUUGGAGACAUUUUUUUUCCAUUUGCCUCUCGCUCCCAUUUGUCACAGUUAGAAAAUUUGACAGCUUUAGCUCUGUUGGUGCUGAAAGUAUAGCCCCCCAGACAAUUUCCCUCCAAAUCAAAGUCGGAGGCACACAAUGUAAAACACAGUGUGGAGGCUGGUAGAGCUGCCAGUCACCUCAGCAGUGGUCUUGUUGUUGAGUAAUUAUAAGUACUAAUGUCUCAAAAUGAAUGUGGUUAUGAUUUACUGAUGUUAAAAAUUAUACACAUAGCACCUUUAAAAGAGCACAAAAUGCUAUCAGAUUUGUUACCCUAUUACAAAUAUGACAAAGGAAAGGUUGAAGGUUAACAAAUUAUUGUCAGUUACACAAUAAUAAUUCUUGUUACACUAUGAUGUCAUUAUGAAAGCCUGCGUGGGAAGUGAUAACAGGCAAAUCAGAUCCUGGUUUAAUUUGUUUGAAAUUUGCACUUGAAUUUCACAUUGGUUAGUGAAAGGCAACUGUUUGAAUUUUGAUAAACUCCGAGUCAAUUAAUCUAUUGA